Molecule: messenger RNA, 1626 nt
Organism: Aureobasidium pullulans EXF-150
Lineage: Eukaryota; Fungi; Ascomycota; Dothideomycetes; Dothideales; Saccotheciaceae
Product: amidase
Exons: 4
Coding region: 1-1626 (541 amino acids)
Source: RefSeq, a predicted model, not a curated record
AUGGCCGGCGACAAGACCUACAUUGAUAUCUCUAGAGCAAAGUGUGAGCAAAGGGAUCGGCUUAUAAGAGACGAGUGGAAGAUUUCUCAAAAGCUAGCCCUUGGCAACAAUGUUCUUGAGGUACCCAGGACCUGUGGUGUUCUAUCAGAGCGCGAGAUCAACAUCACCGAGUACAACGACGCCCUUGACAUCAUUGAGAGAAUUCGUCAGCAAGUGUAUACUGCAGAGGAGGUCGCUUUAGCUUUUUGCAAGCGUGCUGCUAUCGCACAACAACUGACCAACUGUCUUACGGAGAUCUUCUUUGAAGAAGCUAUCGAACGGGCUCGCCAACUUGACAAAGAGCGAGCAGUCAACCCAUCUACGCCUUUGAAGCCCUUGCAUGGACUCCCCAUAUCGCUCAAAGACUCCUUCAACAUUCCUGGUCUUGACUCAACGAUCGGCAUGACCUACUUUGCCAACAAGCCAGCUACUGAAUACUCCGCUCUUCCAAAGUUGCUACUGGAUCUUGGUGCAGUGCUCUAUUGCAAGACCAACGUACCACAGACCAUGAUGACUGCAGACUCCGACAACAACGUCUUUGGCCGAACCCUCAAUCCAUCGAAUUUGAAGUUGACCGCAGGCGGCUCUUCCGGAGGCGAGGGCUCUUUGAUCGCCAUGAAAGGCAGUGUCUUAGGUAUUGGCACAGAUAUCGCGGGUAGUAUCCGCAUCCCCAGUGUUUGCAAUGGCAUCUACGGCGCCCGGCCAAGUUCUGGCAUCGUUCCAUUCGCUGGUCAACAAUCACCAGAAGAUCCGGGUAUGCCUGGUAUUGAAGUGGUGGCCGGUCCUAUGGCUAUAUCUAUGAGAGCAUGCUCCUUCUUUAUGAAGACCAUAAUGAGCGCCGAGCCAUGGCGCUACGAUUCAUCUUGCCUGCAUCUUCGCUGGCAGGGCCAACUAAACAGUCGUAAGCCACGCAUUGGCGUAGUGUUUGACGACGGCCUCUAUACGCCUUUUCCGCCAGUCCGUCGCGCUAUCCAAGAGGCUGCGCAGAAACUCCGAGAUUCAGGUGUCGAUGUUGUAGAAUUGCGAUUGCCAAAUGUAGCAGAAGCAGUAGGCAUCACAUACGGGAUGUUUGCACUAGAUGGCUGUCAGUUUGUUCAAGAUCUCAUCAAGGCAGGCAAGGAGCCGGAAGUCGAGUCUGUCAAGAGGGUCAACUUAGCCGCCAUCCCCAAGAGUAGUUUGCAAGACUAUAUGGACCUGAAUGCUGGUAGACGCAAGCUACAGGCCGUCUAUCACGACUUUUGGCUCGGAAACAACUUGGACGCUCUCAUACUGCCUCCCGCACCACAGACAGCGACACCUUUCGACGAAUGGGGACCGAUUAGCUAUACUAUGCUGUGGAACUUCCUCGACUACCCGGCCACUAUCAUCCCAACUGGAAGGGUACAGGAGUCAGAUGUUGUCGAUGGAGAAGAGUCUGCCUUAUACAGCGAAGCAGAUCUGAAGAACUACAAGCUUUAUGACUCUACUGAAACAUACAGAGACGCGCCCCUUUCUAUCCAGGUUGUGGGCAUGAGACAAGAGGAUGAAGCAUUGGCUGAGAUCGCUGGACUAGUGGACAGUAUUCUGAACCACUCCGAGACAGGAUGA